AUGCCCUAUCCAGGGGGACCAGCGGGCAUGUCCAAGGAGGACCCGAAGUCACCGAAGCACCUCACUUCGGGUCCACAGGCGAACCGUGUCAAAGUCAAUCCUCAACCUCCAAACCAGCUCUGUGGUGACGUCGACACCCUGCCGGCCUGCGAGAACUCCAGCCUGCUGUCCAUGCCUCCAGUCUGCGCAGGCCGUCGUAAAGCUUCCACAGAGGACGGUGAAGAGGAGCUGUCCAUGAGCCUCUUGUCGAGGGAGGAGAUCUUCAUCCGCACCUUCCCAGGUACCUACUGGAAGGCAGGUGCCAGUGAUGAAGACAUGUCUCCGGUCCGGUCGGGCGCAUGUGCUCAAGAGGAGGAAGAGACCGAGGAUGCUGCAGGAGCCUCCACAGACCUCCCUUUGAUCCACAGCCCAGGAGGUAGCGUGUCAGCGACCUCCUUGAGCGCCUCGGACCACUUCUCGUCGCCCCCAGCGACGCAGCGGGGCGACAAGCUGAGGGAGAGCAUCUGCCGAGCGGCGCGAGCGGAGCCCACAGGGCAAGAGAUGCAGCCGGACAAGUCCGAGGAUGGGGUUACGAGAAAAGCGUCCGAUCUGGUGGUCAGGCAGCACACGGCGUCCACUGACGAUGAAACUCAGAUCCACCGGGUUGCGACGUCGCCAGCAUCUAUGGCGCAGCUACCGCAGCCUGCACAACCUUCAGGAGCUCCGCAAUCUCCGGUGCCUCAGCCGGUUGUGCAGAUGACUCAAGUCCUUGCACCGCCGAAGAUGGAGCUCUCGCUUUCAGGGGCUUGCUUAGACCUCCUGGUCGCACCAGGUGAUGUGCUGCUGAUGCGUGGGUCAGGGCGACUGGCCGAGAUCGGCAACGCCGGCGGCUUCAUGGGGCACGUGCUGGUUGUGACUGGCAAGCCUCGAGAGGUGCUGGCAACCUCCGCCGAAGCAGGGCAGCUCGCGAGCCUUUGGCCCGAGAAGGCCCAAGCAGUGUGGCGCAUACCGACCUUGGAAAGCACGCGACGGGAGCAAGGCUUGUGGGAAGCCGAAAGUGUCAUCAUGGUCGAGCGCUUGGGGCGACAGCUGACGCUCGUAGGUGAAGUUGAGCGCGAUGGCGACGUGUGCAACUUUGAGCCGCACGAGGCCGUGGAGAUCUGGCAGAGCCCAGAGGAGCUUCGCGGAGCUUUGCGUGUCGACCUGAUGGCUUUGGUUCUCUCGGACAUGCGCAAGAACCAGGUCGUGAUCCUUGCCUGUGCCAUCGAUGCUGCAGACAAGGCCCUGCUGCCGGCCACCUUCGGUGCUCUCGCCGACCAGCUCCAGGUGGGUCCAACGCAGCUGGCCAUGCUCAACUUCGCUCAGAGCAUCGCCUUUUCCUUGGCUCUUCCCGUGUGGGGCUCCAUGAUGCAGUUCUACACACCACGAGACUUGCUUGCCGGUGGCUGCUUUCUUUGGGGUUCUGUCACGAUCAUGAUUGCGACGAGCUCGAACUACUCGGUCCACUUUUUGCUCCGGCUUGUCAUGGGUGCUGCCCUGGCGGUGGUCGCGCCGAUUGGUCAAGCCAUGCUUUGCGACCUGGUUCCCGAAGCCGAGCGCGGCUGGGUCUUCGGGCUCCUGCAGUCGAUCUCCACGGCUCUGAGUGUUGGAGUGACCUUCCUUACCACCGGCUUUGCCAGGGUGCUCAUCGCCGGCGUAUACGGCUGGCGAUGCAUAUACGCGAUGAUUGGCAUCGCCUCCUUCUUCACCGUCGCCGCUGUUGUGACGAUCGUUCCAGAUACGUUGGCCGCUUCUGGAAUGAACACCAAGGGUCGCUCCUGGUGGGAAGAGCAGGUCCGAGUGGUGCAGCUGGUCAUGCAAAAGCCGUCCUUCGUAAUCAUGGUAUCCCAGGGUGUGACCGGUGGAAUUCCGUGGAACGGUUUUGCUUUCCUGCCGCUGUAUUUUCAACUCAGUGGCUUCAACGAUUUCCGAGCCGGCGAGAUCAUGCUGUACGGAGGCUUGGGUGGCAUGGUCGGCGGAUUGCUCGGUGGCUGGCUGGGUGACCGCUUUCAUCGCUGCUGGCCUUACGGGGGCCGCUGUGUCGUUGCACAGCUCUCCGUCCUACUGGGAUCUUUGCUCUUUGUAGCCGUGAUGACCAGCCCCGCGCGCUUCAGUUUGGUGGUGGGCUUCUUCUUUGCUUUCCAUGUCGCCUCCUGCUGGACGCCCGCAGCGGCUCUGAGACCCAUCUGUGGCGAGAUCGUCCGAGACAGCCGCGAUAGGGCACAGAUCCUUGCAUUGUGGAUUGCCCUGGAGGGCAUCAUUUCGUCCAUUUUUGGUGCGCCUCUGGUUGGCCUCAUAUCAGAGGCCUUCGGCUGCAAACUUGGGGGUCUAAGCACAUCUGCCGGUCAAGACCAGUCGGUCACGGCGCUGCGCUCUGCCCUCUUAGCAGUGGCCCUGAUCCCGUGGGUGCUCUGCGGGCUGGCCUGGUUUCCUAUGUACUGGACCUAUCCAAGGGAUGCAGGUUCCCGAACCGAGACACGAGCAAUCCGCGCAGACACGAUGGGUGAUCCGUCGAAGUGA
Molecule: messenger RNA, 2538 nt
Organism: Symbiodinium sp. CCMP2592
Lineage: Eukaryota; Dinophyceae; Suessiales; Symbiodiniaceae
Source: the annotation of a GenBank genome assembly